AUGGUCGGACUGGUCAAGUCGACCGCAGUCAGUCAAUCUGUCGUUGGGCGGACGAAUGCAGAAAAGCGCCAUGGAAUCCUGGGAAUGCUCCAGAACCCUUAUGUCUUUGCGACCUGUACGUUUGCAUCUCUAGGAUGUAUGAUGUACGGGUAUGAUCAAGGAGUCAUGGGUCCAAUUCUUGUCAUGGAGAACUUUCAAGCGCAUUUCCCGUCACUCACCGGUCCUACUAUCCAAGGAUGGCUUGUCUCGGCGCUCGAACUUGGUGCGUGGGCAGGUGCACUUUUCAAUGGCUAUUUGUCCGAUGCAAUUUCUAGAAAAUACAGCAUGAUGGUUGCAGUGUUUAUAUUCACACUUGGCACUGGCUUUCAAUCUGGCGGGCAGAAUCCGGCGAUGCUUUUCGCGGGUCGUGUCAUCGGUGGCAUCGGCAUUGGAAUGUUCAGCAUGGUCAUUCCGCUCUAUCAGGCCGAGAUAGCUCCGCCUCAACUUCGUGGAUCACUGGUCUCAUUGCAGCAAUUGUCCAUCACCAUCGGAACCACCAUUGCUUUUUGGCUUGACUAUGGAUUGCACUUUGUUGGAGGCACCCAUUGUCGAGAGAAAGCAAUUUCGUGGAGACUUCCAUUGGCUCUUCAGCUCAUCCCAGCUUGGAUAUUAUUCUUCGGAAUGUUCUUCUUGCCCUUCUCCCCUCGAUGGCUGAUGAUGAAGCACAGGGACGAAGAAGCAAUCGCAUCCCUUUGCAAGCUUCGUCGCCUCGAUCGGCAAGAUCCGCUACUUCAUGCCGAAUACCUUGAAAUCAAGGCUGCCGUCGCAUUCGAUGAAGAAACUGAACAGGAGCUUGUGGGAGCGGGUGGUCGACUUGCACCAUGGAAGAAUCUUUUUCUCCCGAACAUGCUCAAGCGGCUCGGUAUUGGUUGCUGGAUUAUGAUCUUCCAACAAUUCACGGGUAUAAAUGCCAUCCUUUAUUACGCUCCUCAGAUCUUUACCAAUUUCGGUUUCACUUCAACUACGAUCACCUUGCUGGCAACCGGCGUCACCGGCAUCCUUCAGAUUAUAUUCACCCUGCCAUCAGUAUUCUUCCUAGACAAUUUUGGACGAAAGAGCUUUUUAAUUGUUGGAGCAAUUGGCAUGUUUUGUUGCCAUAUUGUAGUGGCUGGCAUCGAUGGGAAGUACGAAAAUGAUUGGAAGGGUCAUAAAGCUGAAGGGUGGGUCUCAAUUGCGUUCAUUUGGCUCUUCUGUGUUAAUUUCGCAUACUCUUGGGGACCUGUCGCCUGGGUGCUGACGCAAGAGAUUUUCCCCAAUUCUAUGCGAUCCCGCGGUGUCUCAAUUGUUGCAUCCACCAAUUGGAUGUUCAACUUCAUCAUCGGACUCACCACACGUCACAUGCUGGAUUCGAUGAAAUACGGGACUUAUAUCUUCUUUGCCAUAUUCUCAGGCGGCGGAGGCCUUUUUGUUUGGCUUCUUGUUCCCGAAACGAAAGACAAGACUCUCGAAGAGCUGGACAUUUAUUUCGGGGCAGCCGAGGAAAGCAUCGCUGCUGCUGACAGAGCAAGAAUGCAACGAAUCAACGAGCGGCUUGGGCUCGCCGGUGUUGAGCGACCGGAGGACCUCCUAGAUGAGAAGGCAGGUCCUGUGGCGGCCCAUGAUGAGGUGCGCUCUUGAAGAGAUGAUUAUGGAGAGAAAAGGCCCUGAAGCCGCAUUGGAACUUAAAUAGCCCAGUUAGGUCCAUGAUGUCACCCCAAAAUUAAUACUAAGACCGGCUGAGCGCUCAGUAGUCUUGAAAUGUCAGAUUCGGCAAGGGGAAUGACAGCGGCACAGGAGAGCAUUAUGAUUAGUGAGGCUUCUAUCAAUCGUUUUCGUUGUAUCACAAUGUAAUCUCAUACGCUCUGUAAUAAAGGUCAAACCAUGGUCGAUAGCCCUGUAUUGUGAAGUCGAUAUGGAAUUCAUAAGCUUCGAUGUAAUAAGUCGUCAAGAUAACGAAAAAAAAUUGACCUAUCCGAGCCACUUCCCCGCUUC
Xylona heveae TC161 is the source of this 2010-nucleotide messenger RNA. RefSeq names its product sugar transporter. The transcript is spliced from 2 exons. Gene Ontology annotation, molecular function: carbohydrate:proton symporter activity. The record is from RefSeq and is a predicted model, not a curated record. Lineage: Eukaryota; Fungi; Ascomycota; Xylonomycetes; Xylonales; Xylonaceae. The coding region runs from base 1 to 1656 and encodes 551 amino acids. Gene Ontology annotation, cellular component: membrane. Gene Ontology annotation, biological process: transmembrane transport; carbohydrate transport.